AUGGUUAGAAAAACAAGAAGCGAUAAAAAAGAUACAAUCUGCAAAUAUUGUGGCCAUGAAUGCUCAACACCUCAAAAACUUCGUGAGUAUCUUAAGCGAAAAAAUCUAUACAAACUAUUACAAGAUCAAAAGAAUGUAGCUCCUAUUCAAGUACCAAUUAAAGGGCCCAUUCAAAAAGCUAACCAACAACCCAUUCAAGAGAAUAUUCAAGAAGCCGUUCAAAAGGAGACAGACAAAUGUGUUAACCCAAAUGCCCAAAAACCUGGUGAAGAUGAAUGUCUUAAAACAAAUAACUUGGAUGACUGUAUGACUCUCUGUUAUGAUCUUGAACAAUACGAUCCAGAAGCAGUUAAACCACCAACAAAAGACCUAGAAUUUAGAGAGCAAGAAAUAGGUACAGCAGUUAAAAGAAGAGCCAUAGCUAUAUAUCAUACAAAAGUUCCUAAAUCUCAUCCAGAUAAUGGAAGUGAUAUACGAAAAAUGUUAGAAAGCCGAAGAAAGCAGUUUAGGGAAAUACUUGAAAAGGAAUUUGAUAAGCGUGGACAAUUUAAGUUUGCUCUUUGUUCUCUUACCAAAUUUUUUAUUGAUAAUAAACCCGGGAAUAAUAAUGCAAAAAAAAAGAAUUUACGAACUGACUGGCUUAGAAAUAAGCAAAUUAUAGUCUAUAAUAGAGCUGAAAUAGAUGACUACUUAAGCAAUGCUUUCGAAGAAAUCCUAUACCAAGUAGAGGAGAGAGGAGGUAAGACUAAUACUUGA
Messenger RNA from Dentiscutata erythropus, 756 nucleotides. NCBI's taxonomy places the organism in Eukaryota, Fungi, Glomeromycota, Glomeromycetes, Diversisporales, Gigasporaceae. The record is from the annotation of a GenBank genome assembly.